Cyphomyrmex costatus is the source of this 1383-nucleotide messenger RNA. RefSeq lists its product as uncharacterized. The transcript has 2 exons. Lineage: Eukaryota; Metazoa; Arthropoda; Insecta; Hymenoptera; Formicidae. The coding region runs from base 108 to 1208 and encodes 366 amino acids. The record is from RefSeq and is a predicted model, not a curated record.
GUCGUUUCUCAUAUUUCAGUGAAACACAGUGAAGCUUAUUUUCCCCACGAAUAAACAUAACCUGUAUCCAGAAAACACAUUAUAAAACGACAUUUUGCAUAACUACAAUGAAGAAGCUACGAUUUGAAUUUGUGGUGAAAUCAGAAACAGAUCCAAAAACGAACGUGUUAGCUAUAACCUCAAUUGAGACACCACAGGGCGAAAUAUACAAGAUUCCAGUAGAAUACCAAAAUAUAAGACAUCAUGAAAAACUGACAACAACGGAAACGUUUAAAAGAAUAAAAACCACGCUAAAACUGAGGCACCAAUCUAGGAGAGUAUGGAUUACAUUAAACGAAGAACUACGAGAUACGUACUUAGAUGAGGACGAAAAUUUAAAAUAUGAACAAUACUACUUAGAAGAAAUUACAAACGAACCAACUUCUACCAGCACCACAGAAGAUACAUUGAAAAGAUUUUUGGAAGAGAGCAACGUAAAGAAAGCGAUAGAAAAAUUUGUAAUUGAAAAAUUUACAGGUAAAAAUGUGAAUGGAGUUCAGUGGUUAGAGACAUUUGAAAAAGAAUGCAAUCGUUUGAAGAUACAGAAAGAUGAAGAAAAAAUUGAAAUUCUUAGAUUAUUUUUAGAGAGCUCUUGCUUAGACUGGUAUAGUUCUAUGUUAAUAAAACACUCCAUUACAUCGGAAUGGGAGAUUUGGAAAAACAAUUUUCAUGAAACAUAUGCAGAUAAAGGAUGGUCUUCGAUUAAAUAUGCCAUAUCAUACAAAUAUAUAAGCGGUUCUUUAUUAGAUUAUGCUCUGAAAAAAGAAAAACUCUUAUUAGAGGUAAAUAAGGCAAUAGAUACAUGUACAUUAAUAGACCUUAUGGCAGUAGGAUUACCAGAAUUUAUAAUAAACAGAAUUGAUAGACAAAAGCUGAGAGAAACCGAAGAUUUGUUCAGAGAAUUACGCAGUCUAGAGCACAUGAUAAAAAAGAAAAACACAGAAAAUAAAAAUUUUAAUAAAUACAUAAAAGACGAUUCAGAGAAAAAGCAACAAAAAAGACCUUGCAAAAUUUGCGAAAAAAAAGGUAAAAUGAAUAGAUUCCACCCAGAAUCUGCAUGCUGGUUUAAAGCAAAUGAAAACGAUAACAAAGAAAAAAACCAAAUAAAAUUUGUAAAUAAUACAGAAUUAGAAUCGGAACUAGUUACCUUGGAACAAAAAAACUUGUAAUCCCACCAUUAAUCAAAAUAAAAUUGCAACUACAAGACACUAUAGAAGUAAUGGGAAUAUAUGACUCAGGGUCGAAUGUCUCUCUAAUAAACUCAAAAAUAUUAAAACUAAAGGAAAAAAAACCAGAAAAGGUGCAAAGCGCAAAUUUAUUAACGAUUAAUGGUGUGAAAAAAAC